UCAAUCCUGAUACUGUAGAUAGCUACAAGCUGCCUGACCUGACAAUGAGAGCGCCAAUCCCUGUCCAGGGGAGGAAGAUAAACGAUAUAAGUUUGGGGGUUCACUUUGGGGCAGUGGGCAAAGACAAGAAUUUGUCAACCCCCCACACUUUGCUUUCUUGUCAAAGCACUAAGACAUUUUUGUUACCUCAUAUCUUUGAUAUCCUACACAGUGAUUCAGAAUGGCGCCGGCUUACAAUGAAAAUGUGAUGGAAGUGGAGGCCGCGUCCCACGCGACUAAGGAUUCUACCAUUCUCAGUAGUGUUCUCCACGGGAUACGAGAUGUGAGAUUGGUAAGAGAAUUUCAUCCCACCUUCCUUCUCAGCACAUAUAUCAGAAGAGUCCUAACUGACUUUGAAUUCUAGGAAGUUCGCAAUAUCGCCGAACCUCUUGUCGGAGAACUCCAAGUUCAGAUCAAAUCGACCGGUAUAUGCGGCUCAGAUGUGAGCUACUACAAGAAAUUUGCCAAUGGCGAUUUAUGUGCCUGUGCACCUCUAUCUCUUGGUCAUGAAGCUUCAGGUGUGGUUGUAGGAAUCGGGCCACAAGUUAAUGGCUUUUCCAUUGGCGACAGAGUUGCCCUUGAGGUGGGGAUAUCAUGUGGUCAAUGUGAUAUCUGCAGGAAAGGGAGAUACAAUUUGUGUAAGAAGAUGAGGUUUAGGAGUAGUGCGAAGAGUGUGCCCCAUUUUCAGGGGACGCUGCAAGAGAGGAUCAAUCAUCCAGCUGUUUGGUGUCAUAAGUAUGUUCUUUUAGUCUGUGCCUAUGACAAACAGCUUUACUGAUACUUUGCUAGACUUCCUGAUCAUAUCUCCUUCGAUGCUGCUGCACUUCUCGAACCACUUUCGGUGGCCAUACAUUCCUUGAAUCGAGCUGCUCCUACACCUGGAUCUACGGCUGUCGUAAUCGGAGUAAGUUCCUCUACCGGCUGAUACUUCCGCAACGUCAUAUCGAUAAAUUUUUCAAUUUCUCCUCUGCUAUGUGCUCCACUUUACUAACAUCUCAUCUAGGCUGGAACAGUAGGUCUACUCGUCGCAGCCAUGGCUCGUCAAUCCGGCUGCCCCAUUGUGACCAUAACCGACAUAUCCGCCAACCGCGUUCAAUACGCCCUAGAGCACGGAUUCGCCACACACGGCUACGUGAUUCCACCUUCCGGCACCAAUUCCACCGCUCCAUCUACAAACUCCUCAUCUGGAACCUCCACACCAUCUAUCUCCGGCACUACAACACCUCUCGCUUCAUACACCACCAUCUCCGAUCAUCUCAAUUUUGCAAAAGCCAGCGCAUGUGAUAUUCUCGCCAUCGCAUCCAGAGAUGACAUUCUCGGAGAAGCCGACCACGAAGGCGCAGAUAUAACUUUCGAAUGCACCGGCAAGGAAAUCUGCAUGCAAACCGCCAUCUACAGCACCAAACCGGGCGGCAAAGUAAUAAUGGUAGGUAUGGGAACACCCAUCCAAACACUUCCUCUCUCGGCGGCGCAUCUCCGCGAAGUAGAUAUUCUAGGGGUAUUCAGAUAUGCAAAUACGUAUCCGGUUGGCAUUAGAAUGCUGGGUGCUAGUGGGCGGAAAGGAGGAUUGCCGAGCUUGGAUCAUAUGGUUACGCAUCGGUUUAGCGGGUUGGGAAAUGCGAAGGAUGCGUUUGAGUUGGCGGGGAAGACGAUGGAUGAGCAGGGAAAUCUGGUUUUGAAGGUGGUGAUUGAGGUUUAAAGAUAGAUGGAGGAGUUUGAGAGGAGUUUGAGAGGAAUUUGAGAGGAGUUGGAGAGGAGUUUGAAGAAGAUUGGGUAUGAGUGUGGGAGUAAUGGGUUCCUUACGUAUACGAUUUCGUUAUUCAUUUUUCAUAUAUAAGCCGAAGAUAGGGUUUGGAAUGUUGCCCGUGGAUCGAUUCGGUGUUUGUUGUAGACGAACCGGAGAUGGAAUGGAAGUAGAGCUGUGCUUCCAUUUUGAGGUAGACUUAGUGUGCUAGGUGGUGUUUGGAGAUGAUUAAUUAGUUAUUCCCAUUUAAUAAAUCUAUUCUAGU
Sclerotinia trifoliorum is the source of this 2048-nucleotide messenger RNA. Lineage: Eukaryota; Fungi; Ascomycota; Leotiomycetes; Helotiales; Sclerotiniaceae. The record is from the annotation of a GenBank genome assembly.